AAAAGUCUUUCCCACCGUCUUCGGCGAGAAAAGCCGAGAUGAAGACGACGACCUCGCUGCUGCUCUUCCUGUGUGUGAGCGCCGUCGUUCCUGAGGACAACCUGGACUACGACGACUACGACGUGGAUACAAAGAACUCGUCGAAGACCAACACAACAACUCAAACCGGGCCGGGCGCCCGCGGCCAUCGCCCAUUGACCCGAGGCCGGGACUCCUACAGACCCAACAACUAUUCUCCGCCACCUAUUAGUGGCGGCGGCAGGUACCAUGGACGCCCCACCACCGAACCUCCCAAAGGACACCAAGUGGAAGAGAAGAAGUCACACCCGGAGACGGGAGGAUGCACGUACGGCUUUGAGGAAUUAGGCGUGCUGUGUCCAAACGGCUGCGAGCUGAAGACGGCGUUGGUCAAGCAAGAGAGGAGCGUCAUGGUGAGCAUAAACGAGAUGAAGCCUCAAGUGGACCAGCUGUUGCACUCGUCCAACGCUAUCUACAACUACGCCACCGCCAUGUCUACCUCGUUGAGGGAACGCCAACGAAUCAUCACAGGCAACGAGCGGGUUGUGAAUGAUUUCUCAGGCCGGGUGGAGGAGCAGCACGCCUUUAUCAAGGAGACCGUGGACACGAUCUUCCCCUCCUCCAUUCGAGUGCUGCAGGGCGUCGUGGACAAGAUCCGCCAGAAGAUCCAGAAGCUGGAGAAGGCCAUCCAGACCCAGAGGGAGGAGUGCAAGGAGCCGUGCCAGACCACCUGUCCCAUCCCUGUGGUGACUGGAAAGGAGUGUGAGGACAUAUACCGCCGUGGAGGAAAAGACUCGCAGAUGUACCUGAUCCAACCCGACGACUUCUUCCCGCCGUACAAGGUCUUCUGUGACCAGACCACCCAGAACGGAGGUUGGCUCCUCAUCCAGAACAGACUGGACGGCAGUGUGGACUUCGGCCGACGUUGGGACGAGUACCGACGCGGCUUCGGGAACAUUGCGCUCGACGUUGGCAAGGGUCACUGCAACACCCCAGGUGAAUACUGGCUGGGCAACGAGCACAUCAGUCAGCUGACCAAGAUGGGCCCCACCGAGCUUCUUGUGGAGAUGGAGGACUGGACAGGGGCCAAGGUCCACGCUCAGUACCACCAGUUCACCAUGCAGUCCGAGUCGUCUAACUACGUGCUAGCAGUGGACUCGUACUCCGGCAACGCUGGGAAUUGUCUCAUGGAUGGGGCGCAGGCGUUGACGGGGGAAAACCGCACCAUGACCCGGCACAACGGCGCUAUGUUCAGCACGUACGACCGAGACAACGAUAACUGGAACCCUGGCGACCCCUCCAAGCAGUGCUCCAAAGAAGACGGAGGCGGCUGGUGGUACAACCGCUGCCACUCGGCUAAUCCCAACGGACGAUACUACAUAGGCGGAGCAUACACCCGCCAGAUGGCCAAACACGGCACGGACGACGGUGUGGUGUGGAUGAACUGGAUGGGCAGCUGGUACUCGCUCAAAACCAUCAGCAUGAAGAUCCGCCCUUACUUUGCCCCGUCGUGACCACACUGGUCACGGACCCAGACGACAGUGUGAACGCGGGACAUGAAAGAAAAAUAAAAACCACGUCGACUUGUCAA
This is a messenger RNA of Entelurus aequoreus (snake pipefish), 1609 nucleotides long. It is a transcript of the gene fgb, whose product is annotated as fibrinogen beta chain. Gene Ontology annotation, molecular function: signaling receptor binding. Gene Ontology annotation, biological process: protein polymerization; blood coagulation; platelet activation. The record is from RefSeq and is a predicted model, not a curated record. Gene Ontology annotation, cellular component: fibrinogen complex. Bases 39 to 1532 code for a protein of 497 amino acids. The transcript is spliced from 13 exons. NCBI's taxonomy places the organism in Eukaryota, Metazoa, Chordata, Actinopteri, Syngnathiformes, Syngnathidae.